Hevea brasiliensis (rubber tree) is the source of this 1416-nucleotide messenger RNA. RefSeq lists its product as uncharacterized. The transcript has 4 exons. The coding region runs from base 199 to 1134 and encodes 311 amino acids. Lineage: Eukaryota; Viridiplantae; Streptophyta; Magnoliopsida; Malpighiales; Euphorbiaceae. The record is from RefSeq and is a predicted model, not a curated record.
GACCUUUUUAAAAAGUUCUUGCUUCGUGGCGCGGUUGCAACAGGAAAAGACUUUCCAGUCUAUCCUUUAUAGCGUACGCCAUGCGCAGCGUGUAAGGAGACUGGCAGGGGCAGAAGCAGAUGCGGAAGCUAGCAAUCUAAAUCCUUCAACGAUCAUCCACAGGUCUAGCUAUAUCUUCAAGAUCUCCAUCAUCCAGUAAUGACUGAGUUGGAAACUAAGUCUUCUGUUCGUCAGCCGUUCGACGAUGUUGACACCCGUAUAGAUAUAAAAGAUGCUAAUGAGAAAGGAGACUUGGAAUCACACUGCCCAGCAAAUGCUCUGAACCAAAGGGUAAUAGGAGAUAGUUUGACUGAAUCAGAGGAUGCCCUCCGCAUUGGUGAUGAUCAAGAAAAGAAGCAGAACAGGAAGGAUGGCUCCAAUAUUCAAAGGGAUAAAGCCCUGGAAAAGAUUUUCCUGAUCACAAAUUUAGCUGUCGAGCUUCCAUCAGCUGUUUUUGAUCAGCUAUCCUCAGUGCACAAACCCCAAUAUGCUCUAAUUAGCAUGAUCAUGUCUUUCACAGUGAUGCUCAUCUCCAUUAUUGAUCUUGCACGUAUGGGUCGAAGAGAAAGAGUUAAAUGGAUGAGGAGAGGCAAGAUCAUACCUUGGUUUUACUCCCCAUAUCCAAGUUACAAGCCUCUGGGGACAUUUGCUGAUAUUGUUGGAUUAGUUUGUGGCAUCUUCCAAUGUGCUUCUGCAGCAAUUGCUUAUGCCUUUUUGUCUCAGAAAGCUGACAGUCCUAUCAAAAUUUCAGUUUGGCCAUUAAUCUUUGCCUUUGGUGUAUUGUGUUCUAGAUUUCCAAGGAAUCCUCGUCCAAAAUCAGCCCUUCGGCGCCUAAAAACUGCUCAUCCUUCCCGGCGAGGACUGCAGCCUCCUGAUUACCCAUCGCCGUCUUAUGAAACUCCAUUACUCUUCCAAGAUAAGAAUUAUUACAGGGAUAAGAAUUAUUACAGGGACUUGUCUGAGAUUGCUGAGCAGGCCAAAAGGCGUGCAGAAGUAGCAAGGUUAAGGGAGCUUAACACACUCAAGGGGCAUGUUGAAUCGGUGGUGAGAACCAAGGGACUUGACAUUGACCUUGAAGGGUACUACUCUGUUUGAGAAGAUGCCUCUGUAUCUGUUGAGUUUUGAGCGAGAAGAGUGAAACUCAGUCAAUAAAACUUAGGAUGCAUCCUGAAAAAAGGGGGGAAAAAUCCUUCUUGAAGAUUUUCCAGGAUGCAAGGGUUUGGUAAGAAACAUAUGAGAGCAACAGCCAGUAUCUUCGAUAAUUCUUGUUACAUGAAUGGAUGCUGACAUUUUGGAGAACGCAGCUGUGCUCUGAUUUCAGUGUCAUUACAUAUUAUGCACAUAUCUCUUCUCGAAAAACAAAAUUUUUGUGAGAUU